AACAAACAAUCACCAUGAUAUCGAUAAAUAUGUGUCACCCGUUGUUUGUUUCCGUCUCCCCUUGAGAUGGCUCCUCCGCUUCUCUCUCGCCGAUUUCGCAGCAGCACCGGAAUCAUUGCUUUCGGAACACAAGGCAGUCGGAAACAACAGAAGACGAUUGGCUUCUGAUCGGACGGGGCGGAGAUAGAAUGAGCGCGAGUAAGAAGGCUCCGACCACCCGGACACGCGUCGGGAAAUACGAGUUGGGGAGGACCUUGGGCGAAGGUAGCUUCGCCAAGGUCAAGUUCGCCAGAAAUGUCGAGACCGGUGCCUGCGUCGCCAUCAAAAUCCUUGACCGUGACCAUGUCCGCCGUCACAAAAUGGUCGAACAGAUAAAAAAUGAAAUAUCGUUGAUGAAGCUCGUCAAACAUCCUAAUGUUAUUAAAAUUUUCGAGGUUAUGGCAAGCAAAACAAAGAUCUAUAUUGUUAUUGAGUUUGUGGAUGGAGGGGAGCUGUUUGACAAAAUUGCCAAGCAUGGGAGAUUGAAGGAAGAUGAAGCGAGGACCUAUUUCCAACAGCUUAUUAAUGCUGUCGAUUACUGCCAUAGUAGAGGUGUCUACCACAGAGAUUUGAAGCCUGAGAAUCUUCUUCUGGACUCAGAUGGUGUUCUUAAAGUUUCUGAUUUUGGAUUGAGUGCAUUUUCACAGAAUAUUCGGGAGGAUGGGUUGCUUCACACUGCCUGUGGAACCCCGAACUAUGUUGCUCCCGAGAUACUCACCAGCAAAGGUUAUGAUGGUACAGCAUCUGAUAUUUGGUCUUGUGGGGUUAUUCUCUAUGUACUCAUGGCUGGGUACUUGCCUUUUGAUGAGGCAAAUCUCAUGGCCUUGUAUAGAAAGAUCUUGAAGGCUGAGUUCUCUUGUCCACCAUGGUUUUCCCGUAAUGCGAAGAAACUGAUAUGCCGUAUUCUUGAUCCAAAUCCUCUUACCAGGAUAACUAUUCCUGAAAUUUUACAAGAUGUAUGGUUCAAGAAAGGGUACAAACCCCCGCAAUUUGAGCAGGAAGAUGAUGUAAACCUUGAUGACAUAAAUGCUGCUUUUAAUGACUCAAAUUCAGUGGAACACCUUAUAACAGAAAGGAAAGAAAAACCUGUAUCCAUGAAUGCUUUUGAGCUUAUCUCUAGAUCACAGACCUUCAGUCUUGACAAUUUGUUUGAAAAGCAGACAGUGGGUCUUGUGAAGCGAGAAACAAGUUUUGCUUCCCAAUGUCCUCCGAAUGAAAUUAUUUCAAAAAUUGAGGAAGCUGCCAAGCCUCUAGGGUUUAAUGUUCACAAGCAAAACUACAAGAUGAAGCUAAAAGGUGAUAAAAGUGGGAGAAAGGGCCAGCUCUCUGUAGCUACUGAGGUGUUUGAGGUGGCUCCGUCCUUGCACAUGGUAGAACUCCGAAAAACUGGUGGUGACACGUUGGAAUUUCACAAGUUCUACAAAACCUUUUCAUCCGGAUUAAAAGAUAUUGUCUGGAAAUCUGAAGACGGUGCUGAAGAACCAAGGUGACCGCUAUUGAAGUUCAAUUUUGGCAUGCAGGUCCAUUUCUUGCUUGACUGUGAUGAAUUAUGUUAGGCUUGUGACUAUAUAAAUACAUAUCUGAAUUGUAGCCUGAGAAUCUUCUUCUGGACUCAGAUGGAGUUCAAACUGUGAGUCCAAAUUUUUAAUUGACAAAAAAAAAAAAAAAUUUGCCUGUAAAAUUAUCAAACCUUAUAUGUAGACGCAUGGACCCUUAAAAAAAUUCUAUUACUUAA
Molecule: messenger RNA, 1774 nt
Organism: Rubroshorea leprosula
Lineage: Eukaryota; Viridiplantae; Streptophyta; Magnoliopsida; Malvales; Dipterocarpaceae
Source: the annotation of a GenBank genome assembly